Molecule: messenger RNA, 2319 nt
Organism: Clarias gariepinus (North African catfish)
Lineage: Eukaryota; Metazoa; Chordata; Actinopteri; Siluriformes; Clariidae
Gene: ppat
Product: phosphoribosyl pyrophosphate amidotransferase
Exons: 11
Coding region: 265-1791 (508 amino acids)
Biological process (GO): purine nucleotide biosynthetic process; purine nucleobase biosynthetic process
Molecular function (GO): amidophosphoribosyltransferase activity
Source: RefSeq, a predicted model, not a curated record
CAGUUUGUUUCACCCACUUUAUUAGUUUAUAGUUAACUUUGCAUGACCGUGUUGAUAAUUUGUACAGAACUGAUAUCACACUUUAGUGUUUUUUUUAGUUUUUUUACCUCCCGCUCUGGCGUUGGUACGUCCCGACGUAGGCGGGUUCCAGAGGCAGCACGUGGUCGGACCAGAAGAUCCUCGCGCAGCGCAGGGAGUUAAGUUUUGUAGUUUUUUUUUUUUUUUUUGCGCGUAGAUUUUUGUUAAUUUAAAGUUCUGUUGGUCAUGGAGUUUGAGGAAUCCGGUAUCGGAGAGGAAUGUGGUGUUUUCGGCUGUGUUGCAGCAGGAGAAUGGCCAACACAGCUGGAGGUUGCUCAGAUUCUAACACUGGGGCUUGUAGCUUUACAGCACAGGGGCCAAGAGAGUGCAGGCAUUGUUACAAGCAAUGGGUCCAGUCCACCCACAUACACCACGCUCAAGGGCAUGGGAUUAGUGAGCACAGCUUUUAAACCAGAAGACUUGCUGAAACUGCGAUACGGUAACCUGGGGAUCGGGCACACGCGCUAUUCGACUACAGGAAUGUCAGAGCUGCAGAACUGCCAGCCCUUUGUGGUGGACACGCUGCAUGGCAAGAUCGCAGUGGCACACAACGGAGAACUUGUCAAUGCUGCAGCACUGCGCAAAAAGGUGAUGAGACAUGGCGUGGGUCUUUCCACUAGUUCAGACAGCGAGCUCAUCACUCAGCUCCUUUGUCUUACUCCACCCAUGGAGGAGGUCGACACUCCUGAUUGGGUUGCACGCAUCAAGAACUUGAUGACCGAGACACCAACGUCUUACUCCCUGCUGAUAAUGCACAAAGAUGUGAUCUACGCUGUGCGAGACCCAUACGGCAACAGACCCCUGUCUAUCGGACAGCUGGUGCCAAUCUCCAAACUACACAGCAAUGGAAAUGGAGAAGGACACACAGAAGGCUGGGUCGUCUCCUCGGAAUCCUGCAGCUUCCAGUCUAUUGGUGCCAAGUAUUACCGUGAAGUCCAGCCUGGAGAAAUAGUCCAGAUCUCCAAACAUGGCAUCCAGAGCCUGAACAUAAUCCCCCGUCCCGAGGGAGAUCCUCCAGCCUUCUGUAUCUUCGAAUACGUCUACUUUGCCAGGCCAGAUUCCAUAUUUGAAGGUCAGAUGGUGUAUUCGGUCCGGCAACGCUGUGGACGCCAGCUGGCCAUGGAGGCACCCACUGAUGCAGAUGUGGUCAGUACAGUGCCUGAGUCUGCAACUCCAGCUGCUUUAGGAUAUGCAGAAAUGAGCGGCCUGCCUUACGUGGAGGUCCUGUGUAAAAACCGCUACGUCGGCAGGACAUUUAUUCAGCCAAACACUCGUUUGCGUCAGCUUGGGGUGGCGAAGAAAUUUGGGGCGCUGACGGACAACUUCGCCGGCAAACGAGUCGUUCUUGUUGACGACUCAAUCGUCCGAGGCAACACCAUCUCCCCCAUCAUUAAACUGCUGAAAGAGGCCGGAGCCACUGAGGUCCAUAUUCGUGUGGCUUCUCCUCCAAUUCGGUUCCCCUGCUACAUGGGCAUCAACAUUCCUACCAAAGAAGAGCUUAUUGCUAACAAACCAGAGUUCAAGGACAUUGCUGACUAUAUUGGAGCCACCAGCGUGCGUUACCUGUCCGUCGAGGGCCUGUUGACUGCAGUACAAAGUGGGAUCAAGCCGUACGACAAGGAGCAGAUCGGCUCCAGCAGCAGAGCAGGCGCGAAACUGGGUCACUGUACGGCCUGCCUGACUGGCAAAUACCCCGUCGAGCUGGAGUGGUGAUGAAACGCGCAGCAACAUGACAGCCAGUAUUGCACCUCGUGAAAACCUGAGCCCGUGACAAGUGGGAACCGUUUGUGGGUAGAAUAGGGUCAUGAUCCUGGCAGGUGUGAGAGGGAAUAGUGAUGCCCGUGUUUAAUUCUAAUGCUCUAUAUUAAGUAGAGUUUCUACUCUCUCAAGGACACUGAAGCUCGUUUACACUUUUGUAUAUUUCGACACAUAAUCACUGUGAUGCAGCACAUACUUCAAUAUCAUAACGUAUGUGUGCGCUCAAAUUUAAGCACUUUUUCACCCAUCAGCUUUUCCGCCUUUCCCCUAUUGAAUGACGUCGGUUCACCUGGAGCUAUAGGCAGAUCAUUUCUAUAUAGACAUGAAGCUUUACAUGUUACCGAAUAGCAUUAUGAUGUUGAUGACUCUCGAUGACAUUCCUAAUUUUUCCAACAAAAAAAAAAAAAAUUGUCCAUAGUGUUUUUCUAUGUUUUUUCUAAUUUAGUUAUGCAGAAUAACUUGUUGAAAUUCAUUGUAAUAAUA